Solea solea (common sole) is the source of this 540-nucleotide messenger RNA. Its product is annotated as hepatitis A virus cellular receptor 1 homolog. The record is from RefSeq and is a predicted model, not a curated record. Bases 82 to 540 code for a protein of 152 amino acids. The transcript has 2 exons. NCBI's taxonomy places the organism in Eukaryota, Metazoa, Chordata, Actinopteri, Pleuronectiformes, Soleidae.
UUUGAGGCGCGUGUGUGACUCAGCGAACCACACUUACAUAUAUGUGUGUGUGUGUGUGGUGACAGUUGAUCAGUGUUCAUCAUGAGGGUCGCUCUGCUGCUCGCUCUGCUCACAGUGGGUGAAGGAGACGGCACGAAGGUUAAAGGUCGCACAGGUGAGGACGUCACCCUGCCGUGUCACUAUGACGUGGACACUCACGGUCUUCUGUCCGUCUGCUGGAACAGAGGACAGAUAAGUACGAAUGGCUGCUGGCCCUUGAUUGUUGAGGCAGAAAAAACGAAGGUGACAGAAGAAACCAGAGUGUCCAACAGAUACCAGCUGCUGGGACGACUGGACAGAGGAGACGUGUCUCUGACCAUACUGAGCGUCACAGAGACAGACAGCGGAGUCUACGGCUGCAGAGUGCACAUUCCCGGCUUGUUCAAUGAUGAAAAACACCACUUUGAUUUGACCGUGGACACAGGUGAGACACAUGUGUCUCCACAUGAAGACACACAGUAUUUUAAAGUCAUAGUUCAGGUUUUUUUUUGGGAAAUGUAG